Postia placenta MAD-698-R-SB12 is the source of this 1119-nucleotide messenger RNA. RefSeq lists its product as hypothetical. NCBI's taxonomy places the organism in Eukaryota, Fungi, Basidiomycota, Agaricomycetes, Polyporales, Adustoporiaceae. The transcript has 9 exons. The coding region runs from base 59 to 910 and encodes 283 amino acids. The record is from RefSeq and is a predicted model, not a curated record.
CGUUCAUCUCAUCUUUCUCUCUCUCCGCUCGUUCUCUCUCCUGCCCGCUGUCGCCGUCAUGUCGUCCACUCUCCUUUCUGCUGCUCUCGCCGCCGCUCUUUUCGCGACCGCCAGCGUCCGUGCUGAAACCCACACCAUAACGUUCAUCAACCAGUGCGGCUACGGAACUCCCCAACUCAUCCAGGGUGCGAACAUCCUGUCUACCGGAGAGCCCUACGUCUCCAAUGGUCCCUUCGACUCUGCCAUCUCUUACUUGCAGACCGGUGGAUGCGGCUUCAAUGGCGAAGACUGCACCCUCCUGGAGAUGACCAUCGCCAACGCCGUCGUCGCCGGCGGCGGCCCGUCCGCCGACAUCAGUCUGAUCUCCCCGCACUCGUUCAGUGUGUGGUCGUCCUUUGCCUACUACGGCGCAUCCGGCGGCUGCGACUACACCGGUGCCAACUGUGCCGCGGCCAACUGUCCCCAAGCGUUUUACUACUCGGACGAGACGCAGGUUCAGGUUGCCUGCCAGGAAGACGACAUCAACCUCCUGAUUGCGUUCUGUGCCGACGCGACCACCAUCGACCCGAGCAGCAUCGGCUCCAGCUCGGCCCCCGUGCCCCCGUCCUCGUCGUACGUCGCCCCCACCUCGACUUACGUCGCGCCGACCACGUCCUACACGCCCACCUCGACCUACGUCCCCCCAACGUCUUCGUACGUCGCUCCCUCGUCCUCCGCGGUGCCCUCGUCCUCGUUCUCGUCCUCGAGCGCCAGUGCCAGUGCCAGCGCCAGCGCAGCGGCGCGCUGCCCUAACCGCAAGCGCUCCCUGCAGGCUAAGCGGGAGUCGAAUGCCACCGGGGAGCUCGAGAAGCGGGUUGCGCUCGAGAAUCACCGCCGCCACGCCCGCGCGCACGGUGGCUCGCUGUACUAAGGUGCGUGCGUGCAAUGCCCCGGCUGGCCGCGCGUACGCCUGCCCAACGGACGUGAUACUUCCCUGAUGUUUAACGUUAUUCUUCAUUCUUUCACUCCUCGCCUACAUCAUCCGGUGUGAGCGUGACGCCUCGAUUUCUGUUUGUGCACCGGGGGCCGUAUACGAAUAUUCCCUGGUCCUCCGGCGAGUGUGUUCGUAAAUGCCGCGCC